Molecule: messenger RNA, 1213 nt
Organism: Conger conger (European conger)
Lineage: Eukaryota; Metazoa; Chordata; Actinopteri; Anguilliformes; Congridae
Gene: spaca4l
Product: sperm acrosome associated 4 like
Exons: 3
Coding region: 114-500 (128 amino acids)
Source: RefSeq, a predicted model, not a curated record
CUCUGUUAGUCUUUCUGGUGAUAACGGUCUGACAAAUUAAAUCGUCCGUUUUAGAAGUUUUAUUUACUUAACUUACUGAAGUUCUCUAACGACAGUCUCUCGUCUUUGACAAAAUGAACAGAAUCCUUCUCGGUAUAUUUGCAGCUGGACUGCUCUUUGCAUUUGGACACACUCUGCAGUGUUAUAAGUGUGACGUGGGGAUCGCGGGCGUGUGCAUCACCAGGAAGGAGACGUGUGAAGACGGGGAGCUGUGCUUCAGCGGCGAAGGACAGGCGGCUUCCUUCAUCCCCAUCAAUCUGAAGGGUUGCCUAAAGUCUGACGAAUGUAACAAGGUCACUGACGUGUCGCCAUUUGGGAACCAGACCAUCUACAGCAUGAACAAGACCUGCUGCUCGGUGGACCUGUGCAACUUCGCCCCCAGCCUCUCCUCCCCCAUCCUCCUCCCCAUCGCCAUGGCAACCCUCUCUACCUCCCUGCUGAUGUCCCGAACGCUGGUCUGAGCACCCCCACCCCUGUUAAAGCCCCUUAUUAUUCCGCCCUGCUACUCCGCCCCCCCUCCCUCUAUACACUACCCCCGUUUCAGCUUCAACAAAGCACAUUUUUUUGGCGGGGGGGGGGGGGGGGGAGGACAGUGCUUCCCACCCUCCUCCCUCCUCAAAGUGCUUUGUUUUUCUUGUGUGGCUCUUCUGUUCUCCUGUCACUGCGUUACACUACUUUUUCACAGCUCACUACGCUUGCAUUUUUGUAUUUGAGAAUUUGUGUUAUAAAAGGGCUUUCUUUAAAUAUUAACUGGGACUUUCCAUAUUAAUUCACAAAGGACAAAACUUCUCUGCCUUCUCUGCUGGGAUGGUUCCCUUUUUGGACAUUUCCUUUUCUUUAGCAUCGCUUUGCAAGUUGAUUUUGAGUUACUCUAAGCUGCCAAUCAAAAAUGCUCUGAAACCGAAAAGGUGUCAAAAGCUCCAGAAAGUGAACAAUCCCCCUUAAAUACUUAAAGCAGACUCCUGUACUAAAGUGAUGUAUGCAGCCUAUGUUGGCAAUGGCAGGACUGAUUAUGUACAAGUUUAGCUUUUUUAGAUUUUCUAAAACUUCUGCUUUUCAAAUUUGAAAAAAAAAAAAAAAAAAAAAAAAAAAAAAAAAGGGAAACGUGUAUAUUUUAAUGAGUUGAGUCUCAAACUGGGUGUGUAAAUGAUUCAAUAAAGAUGUCAAUGUGUAA